This is a messenger RNA of Coniosporium apollinis CBS 100218, 1824 nucleotides long. RefSeq lists its product as uncharacterized. The record is from RefSeq and is a predicted model, not a curated record. NCBI's taxonomy places the organism in Eukaryota, Fungi, Ascomycota, Dothideomycetes. The transcript is spliced from 4 exons. Bases 1 to 1824 code for a protein of 607 amino acids. Gene Ontology annotation, molecular function: catalytic activity.
AUGAGGUUGAGUCUUGCUGCCGUUUACGCUGGUGCGCUCUCGUUGCCUGCAGCAUUUGCUGUCUCCAUCUCCGAGAUCAAUGGCAACAAGUUCCUCUCGCCAUAUAUCGGCCAAGCGGUAACUCAAGUCACCGGUCUCAUCACCGCCAAAGGACCCGAUGGUCUCUGGCUUCGGUCUACGACACCGGACAACGAUAAGACCACCUCCGAUUCAAUCUAUGUCUUCGGCAGGACCAUUCUUGCAAACCGCACAGUAGGAGACAUCAUCACACUGGAUGGCAGAGUCACAGAAUUCCGGUCCUCAUCCGGGUUCCUCUACUUAACUCAGAUAAGCAGUUCUUCGAAUGUCGUAACCGUAUCAACCGGCAAUGAAGUCACGCCUUUGGUACUCGGGAAGGGCAAGCUAAAUCCCCCCACCGGGCAGUAUACCUCCCUGGAUACCGGCAACAUCUUCGGAGUACCGAACAAUGUCAGCUUGGUCUCCAGAGUAAACCCAAUCUUAGAGCCCGAAAAGUACGGCCUGGACUUCUGGGAGAGCCUUAUAGGAGAGCUGGUGACCAUCGAGAAACCGAGGGCUGUUGCCAAGCCCAACAACUUCCGUGAUACGUGGGUCGUAGGAAAGUGGAAGACCAGCGGAGAUAAUAAGAGGGGCGGCCUGACAAUGACUGACAGAGAUGCCAACCCAGAAGCCAUUCUCAUCGGAACACCCUUGGACGGCACUAGGAACCCCACUAACACGAAGCUGGGUGAUGGUCUGGCGGACAUCACUGGCAUCGUCUACCAGGCAUUUGGAUUUUACCGCAUCUUGCCCCUCACAGCCCUACAAAUUACCGAUUCAGCCAGGCCGGAGCUACCACCUGCCACUGAACUCAGGUACAAGGGUGAUUGCAAGAGCGUUACGUUCGGGGUAUACAACGUUGAAAAUCUGGAACCAAACUCGGUUCAUCUGCCUGCGAUUGCUGCCCAUAUUACCAACUAUCUUGGCAGCCCCUCCGUUAUCUUCUUGCAGGAGAUUCAAGACAACAACGGCGCAACGAACGAUGCUAUCGUCGACGCAAAUCUGACGCUCUCAACCCUCGUCACGGAGAUAUCCAAGCUCUCCUCAGUCCCAUACUCAUUCGUAGACAUCGACCCAGUAGACGACCGUGACGGCGGCCAGCCAGGCGGCAACAUCCGCGUCGCCUACCUCUACGACACCUCAGUUGUGCGUCUGCACAACCCGAACCCAGGCUUCAGCACCGAUGCCAAUGAAGUCCUUCUCGGCCCCAAGUUGAAGUACAAUCCAGGAAGAAUUGACCCGCAGAACACUGCCGCAUGGACCGCGAGCCGCAAACCGCUAGCUGCGGCGUUCGAGACUCUGGAUGGCAAGAACCUCUUCUUUACCGUAAAUGUUCACUUCGGCAGCAAAGGCGGGAGCUCCUCGCUGCAUGGCGACGCGCGGCCGCCCGUUAAUGGUGGGGUGAACGAUAGGCAGCGACAGGCUGAAGUCACUGCAUCCUUUAUCGCAUCUAUUCUCGAACAGGACGCCAACGCCAAAGUAAUUGCCGCAGGCGACUUCAACGAGUUCGCCUUCGUCGCCCCGCUCGAGACCUUCGUCGCCAAGUCCGGUCUGCGCGAUCUUGACGAGGUGGCCGGCAUCAAGGAGACGGAACGCUACACGUAUCUCUUCGACAUGAACAGCCAGCAGCUCGAUCACAUGUAUAUCAGCCCCGCGCUGACCAAGGGUGCGGAGUUCGAGCACGUCCAUGUGAAUACAUGGGCUACGACGGAUGCCCCGAGUGAUCACGAUCCGAGUGUUGCGAGGUUGAAUGUUUGUGGGAAAUAG